Molecule: messenger RNA, 516 nt
Organism: Striga asiatica
Lineage: Eukaryota; Viridiplantae; Streptophyta; Magnoliopsida; Lamiales; Orobanchaceae
Source: the annotation of a GenBank genome assembly
AUGGCUGCAACUGAUGGAGUUGCGGCGGCCCUUCAGGUACAUUGGCGGCAGGAGGCGGUCGACGGUGGAGGAGCUAUCAGACCUAUUGGCGGCUGGAGGCGUUCGACGGUGGAGAGCACAAGCUCUUGUAAACCAUGUCUGCUCGGCUUUUGGCAGGGCCCGGCCACCGAGAAGCCUAGGAUGAGCACAGGCUUCGGGAUGAAAAAGCCCGAGCAUUUUUUCUGGGAUUUCUGUUUGACGUCAAAGACAACACAAAUGGAAUUUGACCACGACAAGAAAGAUCUACCGUCAUCUUUUUCCGAUUUUCUUCUGCUACGCCACAGAAGUCGAAUUGGUGUGCCUGUAAACCCAGCACUUGAUCUCAGUUGCUUCUCCAUGUAUCUCCGGUAUGUUUCAGGGAAAAGCUUAGAAUCAUUCACAAAGAACACGAAAGUGGGUGGUCUGAUAGCCGCCUAUAAAGAAAUGAAAAUAAAAUAUGGAAAAUCUUUUGUUAGGCAGCUAGAUGAAGUACUGUGA